CCCAUGGACACCUCGUACCCGCGGGAGGAGCGGCCGCCCCCCAAGCGGGGGCCGCCCCCCGCCGCCCCCGCGCCCCGCGACCAUCUCAUCUGGGCCAUCUUCAACACCCUCUACAUGAACUUCUGCUGCCUGGGCUUCGUGGCCCUCGCCUUCGCUGUCAAGGCUCGGGACCGGAAAGUGUCCGGGGACGUGGAAGCUGCUCGGCACUUCAGCUCCAAGGCACGGUGCUACAACGCCCUGGCCACAGCGGGCAGCGUGGUGCUGCCACUCCUGCUCGGUGCCCUCAUUGUCACCGGUGUCAUCCACCUCUCCAAGCUGGCCCAGGAGUCCGUCGGAUUCUUCACCUACCAGUUCAGCGGGAGCGACGAUGAGGACCAGUGACCCGGGGUGAAGGGCUGGGGGAACCUCCUCUGCAUCGCUGGUGGCCCCCCAAAAAGGCCACCACCCCUCUCUGCCACGCUGCUCCCCAGCCCCACCGUGAGGGCACGGUUAUUUUUGUUUAUCCUGUGGGUUUUUUUACCUCCCGUUAUCCCGUGUGAAGCCCCAGAUCCCGUGGUCGCUAUUUAAAUCAUUAAACGCUUCACACAGCGCGAGUUUCUGUGUGUGGAAAGGGGCAGGAGGGUGCCAAAUGGAAAACAUAAAGAGGGAUUUAUGGCUCCAAUCAGGCUCCUGGCAGACAGGAGACACCGUCAUUCCCACAGCCUUCAGGGCCACCUCUGGCCACCGGGACCCCCAGGACCGAGGUGGGGAGGAAGCAGAGACGCUCCUUGGGCCUUGUGGGAGCAGGAUGAAGAAAAUGGGGUG
This is a messenger RNA of Poecile atricapillus (Black-capped chickadee), 804 nucleotides long. RefSeq names its product interferon-induced transmembrane protein 5-like. Gene Ontology annotation, biological process: bone mineralization; bone morphogenesis. Gene Ontology annotation, cellular component: plasma membrane. The record is from RefSeq and is a predicted model, not a curated record. Lineage: Eukaryota; Metazoa; Chordata; Aves; Passeriformes; Paridae. The transcript is spliced from 2 exons. The coding region runs from base 4 to 381 and encodes 125 amino acids.